AUGGGGCUUGGGUCCUUAGGAAGGACGGUGCAGCGUGUGGGAGACCGUGAGGCUCGGUGGGUGAUUAAAAGGUUCAUUUCCACUGACGUGGAUUGGGAUGCUCAGCGCCAAAUUUUGUUGUGUGUGUUGAAGAGAAUGAUAGUACACAAGCUGGAUGGGGAGAAAACUUGGAUCUUCAGAGUUCUGAUGACAAAUAAAGAAGUACUACUCUGUUUUUAAGUUCCAAGAAAAAUUACAAAGCUUGCAAAGACGAAAGGAAAAAGGACACAGUCAAAUUACGAAGCUUUAGGUAUGGCUCCAAUGGAAGAAGAGUAUUUUAGUGAUUCAAUGAAAGCUAAGCUAUUGGCAUUCAAAGCUAAUAGGGCAAAGAUAAGAUAUGCUAAUACAUACAGACUGGAGUCACAUAAUAAAUUCCGGGAUUAUUUAGUAAGAGACAAAGCUCAAGCAAUACUAACGAAUAAACUUCAACAAGCCAAGUACGAUGGAGUUUCUAGUCCCUCCUUGUGUGCUUCAAUCUCAGAAGAAAUAUUACAGGCUGUGAAGGAAUUGGACUUUGACCGUUAUAAGUAUGUGGUAUCAGUACUAAUUGUGGAAAAGGCAGGUCAGGCAAUAAAUGUUGCCAGCAGAUGGGUCUGGGAUGUUCAGAGAGACACUUGGGUUUCCGCUGAAUGUGAAACUGAAACGUUUAUUGCGCUGGCUUUGAUAACAGCUUGUUAUUACGAGUAA
Molecule: messenger RNA, 726 nt
Organism: Aptenodytes forsteri (emperor penguin)
Lineage: Eukaryota; Metazoa; Chordata; Aves; Sphenisciformes; Spheniscidae
Gene: DYNLT2
Product: t-complex-associated-testis-expressed 3
Biological process (GO): microtubule-based movement
Cellular component (GO): cytoplasm; cytoplasmic dynein complex
Molecular function (GO): dynein intermediate chain binding
Source: RefSeq, a predicted model, not a curated record